Dictyostelium discoideum AX4 is the source of this 7293-nucleotide messenger RNA. RefSeq names its product WD40 repeat-containing protein. NCBI's taxonomy places the organism in Eukaryota, Evosea, Eumycetozoa, Dictyosteliales, Dictyosteliaceae. The transcript has 2 exons. Gene Ontology annotation, cellular component: ribonucleoprotein complex. Gene Ontology annotation, molecular function: RNA binding. Bases 1 to 7293 code for a protein of 2430 amino acids. The record is from RefSeq and is a predicted model, not a curated record.
AUGAGUGGUAUUGCACGUGGUAGAGGCAGAGGAAGUUCUGUUAGAGGUAGACCAAUGGUAAGAGGUGGUUCAUCAAAUAGAGGAGCACCAAUUAGAGGGGCACCAAGAACAGCAGCAAAUGAUUCGCAAUCUUCUAAAACAACAAAACCAACAUCAAGUUUCGAUAAUAAUGAUUUCGAAGAAAAACAACCAUCAAAUAAUAAGAAACAAAGUGAAUUUUUUAAAAUUCUUAAAGAUUCACCAAUCGAUUUCAAAGGUGCAGAAGAAAUUAGACAAUUAAAAUUAAGUUUAAUUAAUGUAGUUUCAGCAUCAAUGAUCAAAGAACCAAGAGUUAAUUAUUUAACACCAACAUUGGAAUCAAUUAUGACAAGUGUUUAUACACUAUCAUAUUAUGAUCCAGAAUUCAUCUUAAAGUUAAUUCUUUAUACUCGUGAUGAAUUAGGUAUUCGUACUGUUGCAAACUAUCUCAUUUGUUUAGCAUCAUUAAUACCAACAACUCAACCAUACUUAAAACGUUAUUUUAAUCAUUUAAUUAAAAUUCCAUCCGAUUGGUUAGAAUUACCAACAAUUUUAUCAAAAAUUACAGAAUCAAACAAUAUUCCAAAAUCAUUAAGAAAUGUUAUGGUUGAAAAAUUUUCACAAUUUGAUACUUAUCAAUUAGGUAAAUAUAAUACUGAAGGAAAGAUAAAGAGAAGAAGAAAGAAGUUAAAGGAUAUGAUUAAAAAGAAUCCAGAACAAAAGGAAGAAUUAACAACAAACUCAAAGAAUAAUCAAAGUUCAUCAUUAAAGAAUUUGAUAAGAGUUUUACAUAUUUCAUCACCAACCUAUAAUAUUAUGUCAAUUCUUGGUAAAAAGUAUCCACAAACCUAUGAGGAAUUUAUAAAGAAUAAAUUACCAGGUCAAUUUGAACCAGAACGUGCUGGUAAACGUAUGAGAUUACCAAUUCCAGAGACUUGGGAAACAAUGGUUUCUGCCAAAGGUAACAAUAGUGAAACAUGGGAGGAAUUAAUGACAAAUAAUAAACUUCCAUUCAUGGCAAUGUUAAGAAAUCUUCGUAAUAUGAUUAUCACUGGUGUACCAGCAUCAAUACAUAAACAAAUCAUUUCCAAACUCACAAAUGACCAAACCAUUGCUCAUUCCAAACAAUUCCCACUUAGAUUCUUGGCUGCCUAUGAUGCUAUUCCAAAGGAUAUUGAAGAGUUGAAGAAAUGGUCUACAGAGAAGAAAACAAAGAUUCAAUAUUUCCCACCAGCAGAUUUAUUCGCAAAUUAUAGACAAGCUUUGGAUACCUCUGUAAAAUUAUCAACCAUUCAUAAUGUUAAACCAAUUCGUGGUAAAACCGUUGUAUUUUGUUAUGUAAAUAGUGGUGAUAGUGAUAAAGUUUGUAAAUCAAAUACUACUGGUAAAUAUACAAUGGUAGAGUCAUCAUUAUUACUUAGCUUAAUGUGUAAAUACAUUUGUGAGGAAUGUGAUCUCUAUUUAGUUGGUUACAAACCAAAUGAAUACACUCAAACCUUUUUCAAAGUUCAAGAGUUACAAUCAAAUUCAAUCUUGGAGAAUAUGAAAUCCUUAAAAAAUACAAUCACAACAGUCUAUGGUGAAGAAAAUAGUUCCUACCCACCAACUUUCCCAACUGAUGUUUUAAUUGAUCAAUUCUUAUUACCAAAAUCAAAAGUUGAUAAUAUCUUAAUUCUUUGUGAUAGAGAAAUUGAACUCGAUAUUGAACCACAUAGAGGUAAUAUCCUUUCAAAAUAUCGUCAAGAUGUUAAUUCAGAAUUACUUUUUGUCAAUAUUAAUCUCUCUGGUAAAUCAUCUCCACAAUCAAAUUCAACUGUUGAUCAAAGACAUCAAAAUGAUGUUUACAUUAGUGGUUUCAGUGAAUCAAUUCUUAAAUUCAUUGCUGAACGUGGUGGUUCUGAUCAACAAUUACAAUAUAUUGAAAAGAUUGAUGAAAUUAAACGUAUUCCAGAAUUAAAGAAAUCAAUUACUUCAACAGCAACAACCACUACCAAUACUCAAGAUAGUAAUGAUUCUUCAUCAAUUACAAAUGUACCAAUUACACCAUUACCAAAAAUGAUUAAAGAAAAACCAUGGAAAAAUGCAAAGGUUUUCAUUUCAUCAACAUUUUUAGAUAUGCAAGGUGAAAGAGAUUUACUUGUGAAAACAAUCUUCCCAGAGUUGAGAGCAAGAUGUUUAAAGAAUAGAAUUCAUUUAACUGAAAUCGAUUUACGUUGGGGUAUAACUGAAGAAGAUGCUCUUAAAAAUAGAUCAGUUGAUUUAUGUCUUGAAGAAGUUGAUCGUUGUCGUCCAUUCUUUAUCAGUUUAUUAGGUCAACGUUAUGGUUGGGUACCAAAGAAAGAACAAAUCCCUCAAGAUUCAAAAUAUGAUUGGAUUAGAGAAUUACCAACUCAAAGAUCAAUCACUGAACUCGAGGUUCUCUAUGCCGCUUUCCAAGGUAAAAAGAAACCAACCACAAAUUCAUUGGUUUACUUUAGAGAUCCAUCAUUCUCUCAAGAGGUACCAAAACAAUUUAGAGAUCAAUUCGAAUGUGAAGAUCGUACUAGUCAAUCAAAAUUAGAACAAUUAAAACAUAAGAUCACUCAAUCUAAAUCACAACAUCUUUCACAUUAUACUUAUUCCGCUAAAUGGGGUGGUGUCAAUUCUGAAGGUAUUCCAGUUUCAACUGGUUUGGAUGAAUUAUGUGAAAGAAUUCAAACUGAUCUUUGGGAUAACAUUUGUAAAGUAUUCAAUUUAAAUGGUGGUAAAGGUGGUGACGAUGAUGAUGACAACCAAUAUGAACCACAAACUGAAUUUAAUUCUUUCGAAUAUGAAUUAGGUCAACAUCAAACCUAUUCCGAUUUGAAAUGUAAAAACUUUGUUGGUCGUAAAGAUGAAGUUAAUUGUUUAUUCAAAUUCUGUGAGAUUACACGUGCAUUCUCUUCAAGUUCACGUGUUUCUAAAUUCCAAUUCAAUAGAUCCAAUACAGUCGUUGUUACUGGUAAACCAGGUUGUGGUAAAAGUUCAUUAAUAAGUUACUUUAUCAAUAAAGCAAUUCCAGAACUUUAUCAAAAGAAUAAAAAUUCCACCAGUGGCAAAUAUGUAGUCAUUUCACAUUUCAUUGGCUCAACAACAGAUUCUAUUGAUAUUAGAAAAUCAUUACUACACAUUUGUAAUCAAUUAAAUUAUAAACUUGGUUUAGGUGAACAAACAGUAUCACCAACUACAGAAUACUCUGAACUUAAAGUAAUCUUCUCAUCAUUCUUAAAGAAAUCAGCUUUGAAGGCAUCACAAAAUAGUCAAAAAGUACUUUUGGUCAUUGAUGGUUUAGAUCAAUUGGAUAAAAAGAAUCGUGCUCAUACUUUAGAUUGGUUACCAAUUACAUCACCAAUUAAAUUGAUCGUUUCAACAUUGGAUGGUGAUCAUACUCAAAGUGUUCUUCGUCGUAGACGUACACCACCAACUGAAAUCGUCGUUGCACCAAUGGAAGUUAAAGAUCGUCAUAGUUUAGUAUUGGGUAAAUUUGAUGAAUUCCGUAAGAAAUUGGAUGAAUCUGCAAACAAUAAUCAAAUGUCAUUAUUAUUAAAUAAAUCCGAUGCAAAUAAUCCAUUAUAUUUGGUUUUGGCUUGUGAAGAGUUAAGAUUCCAUGGUCAAUUUGAAAAUCUUACUGAUAAAAUUAAAAAUUUAGCACCAACUUUACCAAAACUCUUUGAAGAUAUUUUAGAUCGUUUAGAACGUGAAAAUGGUAAACAAUUAAUUUCAACAAUUCUUGGUUCAAUCGCUUGUUCAAGAGUACCAUUAUAUGAAGAGGAUUUAUUAACAAUUCUAGCUAGACCAGAACAAAAAGAAAAACAAUUCCCAACUGCUCUUUGGUCAAGAAUUUAUCGUAGUAUUUCAAGUUUAUUAGUUCAAACAUUGGAAAAUGAAAAUCUAAACAACAACGAUAACAUUGUAAAGGAUGAAAUUGGUUUAGAAUUUUUCCAUAACCAAUUGAAAUUGGCAAUUUUAAAACGUUAUCAUUCACUAACUGAUAGUUCCGUAAAGAUUCAUAAAUUAUUAGCCAAUUAUUAUUUGAAUAAAGCUGAUCCAGAUAAUACAAAACAUUGGUCAGGUCAAGAUAGUGUAGCAUUCUCAGAGUUACCAUACCAUUUGACAAAGGCAAGAUUAUUCACUCAAUUGGAAGAGACAUUAUGUAAUCUUAAAUUUGUUGAAAGAAAAUGUAAAUUUGGUUUGGCAUUUGAAUUGAUUUCGGAUUAUCUCGAGAUUACUGGUGAUGAUAUAGUAAAUGAAAAAGAGAAAAAUUCAUUGAAUGCACCAUCUCGUUUAAUUAAAAACAAAGAUAUUUUGGAACAUAUUAAAGAUUUCUGUGGUUUCAUUUCUGCCAAUACUCACAUCCUUUCAAAAUCACCAGAAUUAACAUUCCAACAAGCUUACAAUCAACCAAAUAAAUCCUAUUGUCAUAAGGUUGCCGCAAGUGAAUCUGGUGGUUUAAAACAUAAAACUUGGAUCGAAUGGUUGAAUAAACCACAAAUUAAAGAUAGUUGUAAACAAACUAUAACUGGUUUAGAAGACGGUGCAACCGCUUGUUGUUAUUCACGUGAUGGUUCAAUGAUUGCCUCUGCUGGUAAAGAUUCAAUCAUUCAUAUUUUCAAAGCUUCGAAUGGUUCAGAGUUAUUAACAUUGGUUGGCCAUUCAAAUUGGAUCUCUUGUUUCUCAUUCUCUGAUGAUGGUAAAACUUUGGCAAGUUCAAGUUGGGAUAAUACAGUUAUCGUUUGGGAUUUAAUUGUUGGUAAUCAAAUCCACCAAUUCAAAGAUCAUAGUCGUGCCGUAAACUAUUGUGAAUUCUCUCCAACUGCCAAUAACUUACUUAUGAGUUGUGCUUGGGAUUCUUCAAUUAUCAUUUUCAAUACCUCUGAUAAGAAUAUCUUUAGAAACUUUAGAUCAGCCCAUUCAAAACCAGUCAAUAGUUGUUGUUGGUCUCCAGAUGGUACAUUAAUUGCAUCUUCUUCUUGGGAUGGUACCAUUAAAAUUUGGAACCCAUUCGAUACAAUCGCUAAAGAUAGAUUAAAACAUGUAAUCGAUGCAUCUUUAUCUUAUGGCUCAAUUAAAUCUUGUAAAUUUAGUGCAAACUCUAAACAAAUCCUUGCAACCACAAUGAAGAAUGAUGUUUUACUAUUCGAUGUCAACUCUCAAAAGUUAAUCUCUGUAAUGGGUAAUCAUAGUAAAUCAGUUAAUCAUUGUUCAUUGUCCAAUGAUGGUAACUACAUUGUCACUGGUUCAGAUGAUGCAACUGCAAAGGUUUGGUCUUCAACUUUGGGUACUCAAUUAACCAACUUUUUAAUUCCAGGUGAUUGUUGGGCCAAUUGUUUAGCAUUCUCUCCAACUCAACCAUUAUUAGCAGUUGGUGCCACCGAUUGUACCGUUAGAUUAUUUGAUGUCUCUUCAAAUACAAUAUAUCGUGAAGUUGCAAAACUUCAUGGUCAUACUCGUGCAAUCACUAGUAUUACCUUCUCUCCAAGUGGUAAUUUAAUUGCAUCAACCUCUGAAGAUUUACUUAUUAAAGUUUGGAAUGUUCAAACUCAUAAAGCUGAAUAUACAAUUGAAAAAGCUCAUAACGAUCCAAUCAAUUGUAUCUCAUUUAAUCCAACCAAUGAAUGUGAACUCAUCUCUUGUUCCGAUGAUUAUAGUACAAAGGUUUGGUCAAGAUUUACAACCUCUACAACUUUAUCAACAGAAGGUUCAACCAAUACAAUCAAACAUUGUGUCUACUCACCUGAUGGUAAAUAUAUUGCUACUGUUUCUCGUGAUUGUUCAAUUGCAGUUUACCUUUGCUCAAGUAAGAAGUUAUUAUUCCGUCUCAAAGGUCAUACUGAUUGGGUAAACUUUUGUACUUUCUCACCAGAUUCAAAGAAAUUGGUUUCUGGUGGUUGGGAUUUCAAUUUACGUGUUUGGAAUAUUAAAACUCAAAAAGAGCUACUAUGUCUAAAGGGUCACUCAAGUUCAAUUGAAAAAGCAUUCUUUACAAAGGAUCAAAAAUACAUUAUCAGUGCAAGCUUUGAUGGUAGUGUAAAAGUUUGGGAUGCUCAAUUUGGUUCUGAAAUUACUUCCCUUCGUCACCAAACUCGUAUUAGUGAUGUUGUAAGCUCUUCCGAUGCCUCUGGUAGAAUUUUCUCUUCAUCAGAUGAUGGUAUCAUAAAGAGUUGGUAUCCAGUUGCUGGUUCUUGUUUAGCUACAUUAACUGGUCAUUCUGGUCCAAUUAAACAAGUUCAAUUCAAUCCAAACUCUGGUGGUGGUGGUAGUUCAAGUUUCUCAUCAUUCUCAUCAUUCUCAUCUUCAUCUGAUGCUCCAGUAACCCUUUCAAUUGCAUCUUCAUCAGAUGAUGGUACAGUUAAACUUUGGGAAUUCAAUUCAGCAACAGCCACAACAUCCGCACAUAAAGGUUCCAUUAAUCAAUGUGUUUUCUCAAAGGAUGGUAAAUAUGUCGCAACUUGUGGUCAAGAUUGUGUAUUAAAUAUUUGGGACGCUAAAACUCAUAUAAACUUGAAAACAAUGAUCUUUGAAUCACCAGUUACAACAUGUUCCUUCAAUCGUAGUGGUGUAUUGUUCAUUGGUUUACAAGAUGGUACAUUGGAAGUCUAUUCAAAGGAUUGGAAAACAGUUUUACAUAAAGAAAAAACCAAUGGUAAGAUCACCAGAUCUUCAGCCCACCCAAGUUUAAACAUACAAUCAACUGAAUCACCAGAUUAUAUCGAUUUAUUCGCUUUCUCAACAUGGACUAAUUGUGUCAAUCUUCUCAAUUGUAGUGAAAAAUAUUUUGAUCCAAUCGUUUCAUUCGAUGAUUGGGUAGAAUCUGUUGAAUUCUCAACAUCUGGUGAUUUAUUAGCUGCUGGUUCAAGAACAAAACAAGUUAAAAUCUUUUCACCACUUAAUGAUAAACCAGUUACUCAUCAAACCUCUUCAAGUUAUGUAACCUCUUUAUCAUUCUCACCAAAUGAUAAAUACCUUGCUAUUGGUACAUUUGAUGGUACUGUUGAAUUAUUGGAUAUUGCCUCUGGUAAAUUAAGACGUAUUCUUACCACUCAAGUAUCUUCAAUCACCUCUCUAAAAUUCUUAGAUUCCACUCGUUUAGUUUCAGUUUCAAAUGAUCGUUCAUUAAUAGUUUGGAAUUUCUCAACUUCCUCAAUUGAAAAUGAAUUUAUCCAUCAAUCACCAAUAACUUCAAUGGAUAUUCAUCAAAAUCAAAUUAUUACUGCUGAUAAAAAUGGUAAUAUUUAUUUCUUAAAUUAUCAUAAAUAA